Molecule: messenger RNA, 1518 nt
Organism: Cryptomeria japonica (Japanese cedar)
Lineage: Eukaryota; Viridiplantae; Streptophyta; Pinopsida; Cupressales; Cupressaceae
Product: aspartyl protease family protein 2-like
Exons: 2
Coding region: 1-1242 (413 amino acids)
Biological process (GO): proteolysis
Molecular function (GO): aspartic-type endopeptidase activity
Source: RefSeq, a predicted model, not a curated record
AUGAACCGGUUUACGGUUCGUCAACUCUCUAAUCUCAGUCGAGCUGCUUCGUACAAUAUCUUCGAUGCGUGCUUCAAUUUUCCUUCGGCAGAUGUGGAGGUGCCUCAGAUGACGUUGCAUUUUGAUAAUAAUGUGGAUGUGGCUCUGCAGCAGAUUAAUGUUUUAAUUCCUGUGGAUGAGCAAGGGUCGGUGCAAUGCUUGGCUUUCGCGCCUCCACCUGCGAACUCCUCAGUUUCGACAACAUCUAUAUUGGGGAGUUACCAGCAGCACAACUUCCGAAUAGUUUAUGAUGUUCCUGGUUCACGACUUGGAAUAGCUCCUGAAAGCUGUGAUGAGGACGCCGGCGUUCCGUUGGCCGUAAAGAACGGAGAGUACGUAAUCAAUUUGGGCUUCGGCACGCCUAAGCAGAGCUUCUACACAUUGCUCGACACGGGCAGUGACAUCACCUGGAUUCCCUGCGACUCAGGGAACUUGUUCGACCCCUCCAGAUCAUCCACCUACAAAUACCUGACUUGCUCUUCCAAGACUUGCCAGGCAUUCGGCAGCACUCCAACCUGUGGGAAUUACAACUGCAGCAUUAGACAGACCUACGGCGACGGAUCCCAGGUGCUCGUGCUGCUCUCAACGGACUCGCUGGCCGUGGACUCGCAGUCUAUGCCAGGCUUUAUAUUCGGCUGUGCCAAAGCUCGGACUGGGCUAAUCACCUCCACGCCCGGUCUGGUAGGCUUUGGCAGGGAGUCGUUCUCGUUUGUUUCACAGACGGCCAAUCUGUUCCAGAAAACCUUCUCUUAUUGCAUCCCGUCUUCCACUUCCACGGGUUGCCUUGCACUCGGCAAAUCCGCGCUUUCAUCCUCCGGACUGCAGUUUACGUCUCUCUUGACCAACUCUGCCAAUCCUUCGUUCUAUUACGUGGGGUUAAACGGAGUCUCGGUUGGAGAAGACCGCGUGGCUGUACCGGCCAUGGGGCAAUCAAGCGGGAAAGGGACAAUUAUAGACUCGGGAACAACUAUCACUCGGCUGGCGGAACCCGCUUACAGUUCAGUGAGAGACUCUUUCGUUCGCCAUCUCUCCAAAUACAGUCGAGCCGCUUCGUUUUCGAUCUUCGAUGCGUGCUUCAAUUUUCCUUCGGGGGAUGUGGAGGUGCCUCAGAUCACGUUGCAUUUUGAUAAUAAUGUGGACGUGCCUCUGCCGCCCACUAAUUAUUUAAUUCGCGAAAGUGCGCAGGGGUCGGUGAUAUGCUAGGCUUUGGCUGCACCUCCUAAAAGCUCCUCGGGUUCAGGAGUUUCUAUAUUGGGGAAUUUCCAGCAGCGCAACUUCCGAGUGGUAUAUGACAUUCCUGCAUCUCGGCUUGGAAUCGCUCCUCAAAGCUGCAAAGGUUGUUAGAUGAUUACAUAUUCCUCUGCCGUGCCGCCUCCAAGCUUCUAAACAGCCCUACCUAUAUAAGCUCUCGUUUGACUACUUGAAGAAUAAGGUUUUCUGAAUGACUAUCACUAAUAUAUAUAAGCUAUUAUUCGAUCA